Monomorium pharaonis (pharaoh ant) is the source of this 6328-nucleotide messenger RNA. It is a transcript of the gene Sec3, whose product is annotated as exocyst complex component 1. The coding region runs from base 1265 to 3844 and encodes 859 amino acids. Gene Ontology annotation, molecular function: phosphatidylinositol-4,5-bisphosphate binding. Gene Ontology annotation, biological process: Golgi to plasma membrane transport; exocytosis. Gene Ontology annotation, cellular component: plasma membrane; exocyst. The transcript has 11 exons. NCBI's taxonomy places the organism in Eukaryota, Metazoa, Arthropoda, Insecta, Hymenoptera, Formicidae. The record is from RefSeq and is a predicted model, not a curated record.
ACGUGGAUGUAAAGUCUGUUUUACAUUAAUCGCAAGCAGCUAGUUGCGACUUGCGACAUCCAAUAGGCGCUUAGUUUCUAGUUAAAGCUCGACAUUUAUUGGGUGUUGCAAAUUACAACUGGCGACUGCAAUUAAUGUAGAACGGGCUUUACAUCCACGUUUGGCGCUGAUGCUAGUCAAAUAUUGGUCGCACGAAAAAAGCCGCGGUGGCCGCUCUCAGGUUCCUCUCUGCUUGGACACACUUUCAGUGCUGGCAUUCCUCCUUCAUGUAUAUAUACUCAAAGGUGUUUCCUUAGAUGUUUUCUGAACAUAACCUAUAUUUUUCGCGAAUAGAUUUGGCUACGUGUCAUAUAUCUGCAUAAGAUCAGACACAAUAAACCUCCAAAAAAAAAAAAAAAGAAUAGAUUUGGCGGAUAGCGUCUGGAGCUGGUUAAAAAAAGAAGAAUUAAGCACACUCAAAGUAAUAUAUCAGUUCAUAAAGUCUACUGGAAGAAUCAUAUAGAGAAGGGCGGGAGCCAUCCCGCAUAGAUAAGAAGCAUACGUGCCAUAUAUCUAUCUUAGAUCUGACACAUUAAAACCACAAAAAAAAAAGAAUAGAUUAGGAAGAUAAUCUUUACAGUUUUAUGUCACACAAUUUAUUACGAAAAACGAUAGUAAUUACUUGAUGCAAAGACUUUCAACGAUGUUCGCAUAAAAUGUUAUCUUGCGAAUAUAUAUGAGCAGUAUGAAUAUGUUUCUGACACAUGAGAAACUUUGGAAUUUCUUAACACAGUGCCAUUAUAUUAUUGUUUCUGUACAAUUUGUAAAUUUUUAUUAUUUGGUUAUAUUAUAUGAGUUAUAUGUUUUAUAAUUAACUAACAAUCGAGAGAAGGCGCUAUAAAAAUCUAACAUGAUUCUCUUCAUGCAAAUUUACUGCAGUGUGUAUUUAAUUUUGCUUUAUACAAAGUUAGAUCUCAUAUGAUUUUUGUUUGCAUUGCUUGUAAUCUCUUCUUUGUAUUUAAAAUGAGAUAAAUCUAUAUUUAAGCGUUUAAAGGUAUUUUACAACUCCAAAAGUAUGAAUUUUUAUCUUUUUCAAAUUUAAGAGUUUUAUUUUAAGUUAUUGAAAUUGAUAAAGUUGAUCAGUAUAAGAAACAAAAUGUAUAAACUGCACAUUGCAUCGUUAAAAUUAUAAUAAAGUGAUAUGAUUCAGUGAAAAUAAAAUUGUAAUCAACUAAACAAGGAACAUAAGUACACAAUAUAACAUUAUACACUAACCAAACUAGCUAUGGCAGCAAUUCGACACACCUUGCAAAGGGAGAUAUUCACCGUUAGUGAUGAAAAGUUGCUCAGUGUAUGCUAUGUUAGCAAAGCUUAUAAGAAGAAAAAGAUGAGUUUUCUGUGCUUAGCCACAACAACGGAUACACCAGGAUCUCUCAUAUUGUAUCAAGUUAAGAAGAAUGACAAAAAUGUUUUUAAAAAAAAACAAUCGUGGCCUCUGAGCGACAUACAAAUCAUAGAUGGUGUAAAAUAUGAUUCUAUGGAUAUAGAGAUGCAUAUUGACAAAGUUUACAAAUGGUCAGCCACUACCGUACAGGAAAGGCGAACGUUUAUUAGUAAUUUAUAUACUUAUUCAUGUAGUCUGACUCAGAGGCCAGAAUUCAAAAAUAUUCCCAAAGAAUGGCUGAUUGACCCAACUUCAUUAAAGGAAAGUGACAGUAUCACAUUUACAUCUGAUCUUCUGACAUCACCUAUUAGUUUGGAUUAUCAACCUAUUACUGAAAAGGAAGCUGCUGACUUGAAACAAAUGAUGGAAAAUUGUGAAUAUGCUGUUUCCAACGCUGAACUUUUUAUGGAAACUCUUUCAAAAGAUCUGUCUAUUCUUGAUGGGGAAAACAUACAUUCAGUCUUAGCAUCGGAGCAAAGAGUAACUCAACUGAUGAACAGUAUAGAUGCUGCAAUAAUCGAAGCUUCUAUCGUAGAAGCGCGAUUAGCAGCGUAUGAUGAGGCUUUAGGAAGAAUAAGAGAAGUUAUGGCUCGAGUUGGGCAAAAAAAUCAGGCUAUACAUACGGCAAAUAAUAAUGCCAGGCUUCUACUGGAUAAACUAAAUCUAGUCAUUUCCCACUUAGACAUUUCUGCAACACACCAGCGUACUUUGAACGAAGCUGAACUUCCGGGCGAAAGAGAAGAGCUUGGCUUUGCUGGUGCAGCGCUCUUAAAAGCUAUUACAGCACCUCUUCCACCAGGCCUGGACAAGCUGAGUGCUGUCACUGAACAGAAAAGACGAUUGGACAAACUUAAAGCGAAAUUUUCAGUCAUCGUCGCUAGACAUUUAAAUAAUCUUUUUAUACACUUGGGUAAUGACAUUGGAGAUACAUCGACUUCUAUGACAGAUCUAAUUUUACCAACUCAUCAAGGCAUUCAUCACGAGCUCGUAUCGUAUACCGAAUUGAUGCAAUUGUUAAGAGCAUUAGAUAAUAAAGCCUUUGUUCAAUUAACCAAAGUUUAUACUGAUACCAUGAGCAAAUUGUAUAAAAGAGAUCUGAAACGUUUUUUCGAAGAGGCUAAGAAUAAGCUUAUCAACAAACGUAAUCUGCAAGCAAAUACAUCAAGGUCUAGCAGUCAGAAAGGUGAGGAUCUGAUUAAUCCGGCGCCUAUCUGUUUGCUGAGUAACGAAGUAUGGACUUUGAUAGACGAAGGAAAUCUUCUAGACUCAGUCCUCGAUUGCGUACUUUCGCAAAUGCAGCCAGUAUGUCUCGCCGAACAAGGCUUCUGCGUCUCAUUUCUUCAAUUGGAUUCUGUUCUUUCACCCUCCAAAAGUAGUGAAAUAGAAGUAGAAAAUGUAAGUAACGGCGCGGCAAGUCCCGGAUCAGUAACUUCAACAACGAGUAAAAGACUGGAGCGUCAGGUGAAUGAAGACGUACGCGCAACUAUGGCCGCGAUAUUCCCGUCGUUGGAAAUUGAGUUAAACAAUUUUAUCGGUUUUCUGGACAAAAUCGAUAGCUUUUGGUGCAUGUAUGUAUUAGUUCGUUUAUCACAACACGUCAUGUCUGCUCAAGACACCGGCUCAUUUUUAUCGAUGACGUUCGCAUCUGCUUUGAUUCAUGUGAAACGAGCGUUUGACAAAUUCAUGCAAACACAGCUACAGUCCAUAUUAUGUGACACGAAAGUCAAUCGUCGGCACAAAUGUGGUAUAUUGCCGUACAUAGAAAAUUUUGGACCAUUUGCAAGAACUGCGGAAAAGAUUUUCCGAAAUUCCGAUAGAAAGGUCGAUCUCGAGAAAUGGUACACGAAGCUCGUAAGCACUAUGUUUGAAGCUAUUGUUAUUCAUAGCCGAGAACACCACAAGACGCCGCAGGAAGUUAUAAAAAUGGAAAAUUUUCAUCAUCUUUACGAUCUUCUCUCGCAAUUAAAAAUCUCCGUUUUGGAUCACGAACGGAAAGAAGCUAAGCAAAAAUAUCAGGACGCACUUCGCGCUUAUGUUACACAGUAUUUUGGACGACCCCUGGAAAAACUCAAUCUUUUCUUUGAGGGUGUACAAGCUAAAGUAGGGGCUGGUGUAAAAGAAUCCGAAGUUAGCUAUCAGAUGGCUUUUAGUAAACAGGAAUUGCGACGCGUAGUCAAAGAAUAUCCGGCGAGAGAAGUUAAGAAAGGCCUAGAGAAUUUGUAUCGAAAAGUUGAGAAGCACCUAUGCGAAGAAGAGAAUUUACUACAAGUUGUUUGGCGCGAGAUGCAAAAUGAAUUUAUCGCACAAUACAGGAACAUUGAAGAAUUAAUACAACGUUGUUAUCCUGACAGCAAUGUGACACUCGAAUUUACCAUACAAGACAUUUUAGAAUUUUUUUCGGAAAUAGCGCGAUCUCAUUAAAUUCAAAUGCAAUUUUCUUUUCUUUAUUACUCUAUUUAGUUAUUGAUAAUUAUAACAAAUUUACAUAGAGGAAUGUAAUUUUUUGUUUACACACACACACCCAUACAUUCAUACAUAUCUUACACGUACAUAUGUACAUACAUACGCUGCCCAAAAAUGAUUCGUUUUUAGGCACUCCUCACGGGAUAAGAAGUUUGUAGACUUCACUCGAUCAAUAAUUAGGUUGAUAGAUAUGUCCAAUCAGCCGUUGCUGGAUGAUUGCGCCAUAGCUACUUUUCACGUUUGGCUUACUCCAUGAAGAGUGCCUAGGAACGAAUCAUUGUCGGGCAGUGUACACACAUACAUACAUACAAUACAUACAAAUAUAUAUAUAUAUAUAUAUAUAUAUAUAUAUAGCGGAUGUUCCAUUUUAAUUUAGAUACUAAAAUAUCUCGAAAAUAAUGCAUUUUUGAAAAAAUAUUUCAAAUAAAAGUUGUAUGGUUCAAAAAAGGGAGAGGAAGCGUCAGAUGAACUAAAUACUUAUACUUUGUCCGGCGCCCACUUUAGGCUUAAUAAAACCUAAGUUGAUUUUUUCGAUGGAAACUUUUAUUGUGGAUUUGUAUUUUAAGAAAAAAUUUUGUUCUUGGUAAUUUUUCGCUAAAUCUCCUUUAACAGAUGUAAAAUAAUGCUUAAAGUUCUUAUUUUAAAAGAUUUUAGCUAAUAAAAGUAAGACCAGCUGAAGAAUCGCGCACUGGUUAAAGUUUCAAACUAAUAACUUUGAACGUGAUUUUGUACCUAUUGCAGGAGGUUUAGCGAAAACCUAAAACAAAUUUUUAUUUUUUCCAUAAAAUACAAAUUUACAAUAAAAAGAUAGAAGUUUCCAUCUUUUCAGAUCUCUUCAAACCUUACCAAAUUUUCAUUUAAACAUUUUUUUCAAAAAUAUAUUGUGUUUGGUGUCCAAAUUAAAACACACAUACACACACACUGUCUGUGUGUGUGUGUGUGUGUGUGUGUGUGUGUGUGUGUGUGUGUGUGUGUGUGUGUGUGUGUGUGUGUGUGUGUGUGUGUGUGUGCGCGCGCGUGCGUGCGCGCGCGCGCGCGUGCGCGCGUAUAUGCGUGAAAACAUUGCAAUCUUUAUCAUAAAAAAUUGUAUAGCACUUAAAUAAUAAUAAAGAUUUAUUUUAAUAUUGUAGAAUAAUAAUCAAAUAAAGAUUAAUUUAUAUUGGUUGCAAUAUUAUUUAUAUUUAAAAAUACACCUUUAAAAUUUUAUACGAGAAUGUAUCAUUUUUUAGUACAACAUACAUUUUUGUAGGAUUAAUUUUUUAAAAUAAACAUAUUCAUAAAUAUGAACUAUUUAUUGAGGAGAGUACAAGUUAUUGUUACAUUUACACUUACACAAUAAAGUAAACUUGCACAUAACAUUCUCCAUAGCUAUGUAGCCAAAUUGCUUUUGUAUUUGUUAUCUAAUAUUCUGCAGAUUUAUUUGUUUUCAGCAGGUUCCUCAGGUGGACCAAAGUUAAAGAAAAUAACGCCUGACACUUUUAUCUGAAAAUAAAGUGCAGUUAUGUAAAACAGUAAAUAAAGUAAACUUAUAUAUGUAAAUAUAUUAUGUGCAUAAUCCAUCUGCAACAUACAACAAAUAUUAAAAAUGAAAAGCUCGAAAAUAUAAUAAAGUUAAUUAUAACAUAAAAAUAUAAAUUCCAGUGAUAAGAAAAGCGCUUGCUCAAUUAUUAUUUUUUUGUUAAAUAAGAUUAUCUUUAGUAAAGAAUAUUUUCUUAAUCUAUCGGAGACUGGAAGCUUAAUAGGCUUAUAAUUAGAUUUAUCGGAAACACGAUUUGUUUAGCUAAAAUUACCUUUUUCAUUGUAAUAUCGUCGUUUCCGAAUCAAAGGGCUUGGAAACCGAUUGAAAAGGGCAUUAACUCGGAAGCGGAUUGGAAAAGGCAUUAAUUGGAAAACCGGUUGAAAAAGGCGUUAACUCGCGCGCUAAAAUUUUUCGCGUCAGUUUAAGUUGGCAGCACUGCCAAAAUAAUUUUGGUGUUGAUUUAAAAUUUAAAAUAUAAACAUAUUAAAAUAAAAAAAUCAAUAUGCACAUAUAGAUAGAGCAACAAAAUUAUUUCGGCAGUGCUGCCAACUUAAACUGACGCGAAAAAUUUGAGCGUGCGAGUUAAUGCCAUUUUCAAUCGAUUUCCUGUUUAACGCCUUUUUCAACCAGCUUCCGAAUUAACGCUCUUUUCAAUCGAUUACUUUGUAUAAUGAUAUUUUACUGCUUCAUCAUACCUUAUAAAGUGCAAUAUAAUUAUGUUUUUAUAUAUAUUUUUCAACACAUUUUUAUUGCAAAUGACGUUAAACAAUCAUUUUAACAAUAAAUAAUUAUAUAAAGUUCAAAUAUAGCAAAAAAAAAUUUUUUUCCGGCUAAUAUUAGGCGCUAGAGCGAUGUCAUCUUUUUCAUAGUUUAACCCACUGACAAAGACAAAAAAUAUUAUAGCAUUAAAACUAAAAAAAAAA